UGGACCCACCAUAUUCGGGUGGAUAGCGAGGUUUGGGGUGCCCGCUUGUUUUGUGCUGUUUCCAAAUUACAAAGACCGUAAACGCUUUUUCAAGACAUGUGGUGCUAGAGUGCUUCUGUUGCGAAGAAUCUUCACCCAUUGUAUACAUUGGAUCUCCAAGAGGCUUCUCAUUCCAUUAUGUUUGAGCGAUCUUGUGCGUGAAAAGACGUUAUGGCAGGGCUACACAGAAAACAACGUGGUUUACGGUGGAUGAUGUUCGCUAUUUGCUUCGUCGUCGUUCUACACAUCGUGAACGUCAAAGGUGACGACUUUAAGCAGUUUUAUUUUACUCAAGAACCAGUGGACACUGUCGCAGUCAAAGACUCUCCAGCCAUACUCAACUGUUCCGCGGUAGGAGUUCCAAAACCGAACAUAGAAUGGAAGAAGGAUGGGAGCAAGUUACAGCUGGAACUAGACUCCAGGAGGACCAUCCUGGGAAAUGGGUCCCUCUACUUCCGCAAUAUUCAUCAUACACGAACUGAACGACCGGACGAGGGCAUCUACCAAUGUUUAGCGACAAUUCCUAACCUGGGAACCCUUGUGAGCCGAUCAGCCAAGCUACAAGUUGCAGCACUACCUAGGUUCGACGAGCAGCCAACGGACGUGCAUCUGUUCCCGGGCCAAACUGCUUAUUUCCCCUGUUCCGCCUUCGCGAUUCCCCCAGCUUCUGUCUCGUGGCUCAAGGACCAGCAACCGUUGCAAAUUGACCCAUCACGUAUGCUCGUAUUGCCGAGCGGGUCGCUCGAAAUUGACGCCGUCCAGACGACAGAUCAAGGAUCUUACCAGUGCAGCGCAACCAACGUGGAGAAGGACCGAAUCAGCGUAGCUGGACUGCUUUCUGUCAGUUUGUCGUACGACGAUGCCAAUAAAAUAUCUGCCCCGAUGUUCGUGGCUGCUCCAAAGAGUACCACAGCAAUCAAAGGAAGCAAUUUAACGCUCGACUGUGCCGCCAAUGGAAACCCACGACCUUCGCUGACAUGGCUCAAAGAUGGCGUUACCAUUGACAUGUCACUACUGGACAGUCGCUUCAGGAAAAUCGGAGUAGGUAGUUUACAAAUAGAGAAUGUUGAAGAGUCAGACGAAGGGACUUACAUGUGUAGAGCUGAGAACCACGAGGAUUCCGUAGAUGCUAGCGCCACGGUAGAAGUUCAAGUUCCACCAAGAUUCAAGAGGAAGCCUAAAAGCAGAACAGCAUAUGGAAAGGAAGAUAUUGAAUUUGAAUGCGAAGUUUACGGAAAGCCGGAGCCAUCUGUGCAAUGGUUUCGGAAUGGGGAGGCCAUCAUUCAGAGUGAAUACUUCCAGAUCGUCAACGGAAACAACCUUAAAAUCCUCGGAUUGGUCGAAUCUGACAAGGGCAUAUAUCAAUGCGUGGCCGGCAACCCCGCUGGGAACAUUCAAGCUGCUGCACAGCUCACUGUGUUCGAUCCAGACUCUGCCCUCCCCACCACCCGUGCUGUUUUCACUACCCCGUUACUGGAACACAUAGGUCAACUGCCAACAAGCAAGGAUGUCCCAUCAGCGCCUCAGAACGUUGUGGCACGGUUAGUGUCCACUCGCUUCGCUACGCUUUCCUGGAAGGCACCCGAACACGUGAAUGGGAACAUCCUGGCGUACUCGGUCUACUACAGGGAAGACGGGUCGAGCCGAGAACGUGUCUCAAAUACAACGAGGCAAAGUUUGGAAGAAAUAAUUAUACAGGGGCUCAGGCCAGCGACGAGGUAUUUCUUCAGAGUCGUUGCGUACAACGAACAUGGUGCUGGUGAAAGCUCGCACGAAGUUGAAGUGGAGACGAAUCCUGAAGUGAGCAUUCCAGGACCGCCACAAAGCCUAAGGGCGGCUCCCGUGUCUCCCACUUCUAUCCGUGUAUACUGGGAGGCGCCCGACAGUCGAAAAGGUGCAGUGCAGUACUACCAACUUUCCUACCAAGAAGCUGGUACAACGGAAGAGGAAGAAAAGAGGGUAACCACGACCGACACGUGGUACCAUCUGAAGAACCUCAAAAAGUACACAGAAUAUAACAUUUGGAUAACGGCCGUCAACCAGAAUGGGUCAGGAAUCAGUUCGGAGGAAACAACAGCACACACGUACUCGGACAUUCCAUCGGACGUGCCACAAGAUGUUACAUUAGAAGCAGCUAGUUCAACGAGCAUAAUUAUACGUUGGGAGCCUCCACCACGAGAGGCGCAGAACGGAAUUAUAACCGGCUAUAAAAUACGGUACAAACUGAAAGGAAGUCGCAGGGGAGAUACCAUAACGACAGAUGGGAACAGGAGGCUCUACGCUCUAUCUGGUUUGGAGAAAGGAGCCGAGUACAGCGUUAAGAUUGCAGCACUCACUGUAAACGGAACGGGACCUGCAACUGACUGGAAAACUGUGGAGACGUACCAGAGUGACUUAGACGAAUCCAGAGUUCCAGAUAAGCCAAGCGUCCUUCGUGCCAAACCAACGUCCACCAGCAUCUUUGUCAGUUGGGCACCUCCUGAAAACAAAACCAUUAUGAUUCGUGGCUACACCAUCGGCUGGGGAAUCGGGCUCCCCGACGUCUACACAAAGGUCCUGAACGGAAAGCAGCGAUAUUACACGAUAGAAAGCCUACAACCAUCGAAUGAAUAUGUAAUUAGCCUUAGAGCAUUCAACCAAAUUGGCGACGGGCAGCCCAUUUACGAAACAGUAAAGACACAUGUGGAAACAACACCUGAGCCAUUACUCCCAAUGCUUCCUCCUGUGGGCCUCAAAGCCAUUGUGCUCUCUCCAACAACUGUGGUGCUCUUCUGGACAGACAGUACUAUUCCAAGUAACCAAGUUAUCACUGACAAUCGAUUUUACACUGUUCGCUACAAGAGCUACGGUUUCCCCAAGUACAAAUACUUCAACUCGACGAAUCUCAAUUGUAUGAUUGACGACCUCAAGCCCAAUACGCAAUAUGAGUUUGCGGUAAAAGUAGUCAAGGGCCGACGAGAGAGCACCUACAGCAUGGAUGUUCUCAAUACGACUCAGGAAACUGAGCCAUCAUCUCCACCGCGUGAGCUGGUAGUAUCUCCCACUGGUGACUCUCCAACUGUUGUCACUCUUCACUGGCAAGCCCCCAAGCAGCCCAAUGGAGCAAUAACUGGCUAUCUUGUCUACUACACAACGGACAACAGCAGGAAAGACAGAGACUGGGAUGUGGAAGGCGUCCUUGGCGACCGAUCAUCCACUGUCAUUAAGGGCUUGUCAGCAGAUUCACGUUAUUAUUUCAAGAUACAGGCGAGGAACAGUAAAGGAUAUGGACCACUGUCGCACGAGGUCACAUACAAUACUGGGAAAGGCGUAGCAUAUAUUCCUGGGCCUACAAAUGAAGGAGGGAGCUUUUCAAGCGGCUUUCUUUAUGUCGCCAUUGGAGCAGGAUUCUCAGUAAUAUUGCUCAUACUGGUUAUCAUCUGUUAUAUGAUGUGCCGCCGACGUCAAGGCUAUAUCGGUCCAGUCAAUUCCAAAGGGUACACUGCCGCUAAGGGAGGCACCAAAGUGAAAGGAGUUGCCAAGGAUUUGAAGCCACCUGACCUAUGGAUUCACCAUGAUCAGAUGGAGCUAAAAGCUAUCGACAAAGGAAGCAACCCAGAGGCUGCCAUGACAGUGACACCCAUAUCACGAAGCUCCCAGGAGUUGCCAGAUGAUCAUGUGAUUGGAACGCUAGAAAAGAAGAAAAACACUGGGGGUUAUAUGGACCAAGCUAGCAGCGAUGACAGUUGCAGGACCGAUAGACCUUUGUUACCAAAGUCAUCUCGCGCGAAGCCAAUGAUGUUGCCUCUCGAUUCAAGGAAAUCUAUUCCUGACACGUGUGCAGUGUCCAUGGGACCAGCCACCUCAAUGCCAAAUGGUGGAAUGAACAGCCUCGAAGGAGGUCCAGUCAACAUAGGACGGCCGAUAUAUCCGAGGACACAGUACAAUAUACCACGAGCUCAUGUGACAGUCGACGCUUUACAUGCGGAGUCGGCAGGCCCGAGCCCUCACAAGCCAUCCAACAUGGUGAACGUGACGUACGAGCCUGUGCACAGCCAACCUCCGCCGCUGCACGGCCCUGUUGGCACCGGACAGGUGCCUACGUACAGCAACGCAAUGGUGGGCCCCUGCAGUGGCCCUUCUCAGCCCUCUGGAGGAGGGGUGCCCCCGGAAUCUGGGACCCUUACUAAGCGGGUUCACACGGGAAACCCCCUCAAGAGUUUCAGUGUCCCCGCGCCGCCACCACAGAGCGCUCCAUCUACGCCUCAGCCCAAGCACAUUGUGGUCAGAACCCAACAAGGCUCCAGCCCCCAUAAAAAGGCAACGAGCUCGACAUCAACCUCAACGUCGAGCUCAGCCACGGGCCACAGUGCGAAACAGAGUCCAGGCAGACAGUCUGCGAUGAAGAAUAGAGCUGUGGUGUCUCCGCGGAACACCACCAAAGACACAAGCCAGAAGAAAGAGGAGGACUUGGCAUCCCCAUUCAGCAAUGAAGAGCUUAAUCAAGAGAUGGCUAACCUCGAGGGACUCAUGAAGGACCUGAACGCAAUAAGGGCGUCUGAAUUUGAAUGCUGAACAAGUCACCAAUAGGACAUGUGUGUAGUGACAAUGCCGUUCUUUACUAAAUGUGAAACACUGUGCGCCAAGUGCCGCGCGUGCUCACUGGACGGCGAAGAAAACUGCCAGCUUCCAUACACCACUGAGACUUCUCAAGGAAAGGACCAUGGUGUUUCAUGAGAACUUCUCUGUACAUAGUGUUUGCUAAUACAUCAAUUAUGUAAUAUUUUUUAUCUGAAGUGAGCAACAGCUAUCAUA
Molecule: messenger RNA, 4833 nt
Organism: Ornithodoros turicata
Lineage: Eukaryota; Metazoa; Arthropoda; Arachnida; Ixodida; Argasidae
Gene: fra
Product: neogenin-like
Exons: 25
Coding region: 211-4593 (1460 amino acids)
Biological process (GO): cell-cell adhesion
Cellular component (GO): membrane
Molecular function (GO): protein binding
Source: RefSeq, a predicted model, not a curated record